Salarias fasciatus (jewelled blenny) is the source of this 7175-nucleotide messenger RNA. RefSeq names its product versican core protein-like. Gene Ontology annotation, biological process: glial cell differentiation; cell adhesion; skeletal system development. Bases 113 to 3997 code for a protein of 1294 amino acids. Gene Ontology annotation, cellular component: perineuronal net; synapse. The record is from RefSeq and is a predicted model, not a curated record. Lineage: Eukaryota; Metazoa; Chordata; Actinopteri; Blenniiformes; Blenniidae. The transcript has 16 exons. Gene Ontology annotation, molecular function: calcium ion binding; hyaluronic acid binding.
AGUGGAUUUGAACUCGCAGCCGGUGCGCAGCGGCAGCGGCAGCAGGAGGUUUGGAACCUUCGACUCUUCGGACGAACUUUUCUCUCUGGAGCAUCCGGGAGAUCCUUCCGAGAUGAUCCUCCUGAUCCAGAUCCAGAUCCUGAUCCUGAUGAGUCUCUGCAGCCUGACGGCGGGACAGACCGGUCCUCAGAGUUCUGGACCCGGGACCGUGGUGUCGGGUUCUGUGGUGGGUUCCCUGGCGGGCCGGGCGGUGCUGCCCUGCCACUUCCCCACUGUGCCGGACGUUCCCCCCGGCGGCGCCACGCCGGCCCCCGGCCCCCCCCGGGGCCAGGACCCGGAGCUCGAGCGGCCGGUCCGGAUCAAGUGGACCCGGCUGGACGGGGACACGGAGACGGUGGUGCUGGUGGCCCAGGGGGGCGUGGUCAAGGUGGGGCCGGAGUUCAAAGGUCACGUGUCGGUGCCCAGCCACCCGCGCUCCGUGGGCGACGCCUCGCUCAUCCUGGUGCGGCUGCGGGCGAGCGACGCCGGAACCUUCCGCUGCGAGGUGAUAUACGACAUGGAGCACCGGCAGAACACCGUGAGCCUGCACGUCACCGGUGUCGUGUUUCACUACCGCUCCAGCUCCAGCCGCUACACGCUGGACUUCGCCGCCGCCACCGCCGCGUGCCGCUCGGUGGACGCCUCCGUCGCCACGCCGGAGCAGCUGAGCGCCGCCUUCGAGGACGGGUUCGACCGCUGCGACGCCGGCUGGCUGGCCGACCAGUCGGUCCGGUACCCGAUCGCGACGCCGCGGCCCGGCUGUGAAGGGAACCUGCUGAACCGACCCGGCGUCCGGAGCUACGGCGUGCGCGACGCCGCCGAGCACUACGAUGUGUACUGCUACGUGGACAGGAUACACGGCGACGUCUUCUACCCGCCGUCCCUCCAGAGGAAGCUGAGCUGGCAGGAGGCGGCGGAGGAGUGCCGGCGGCUGGACGCCGCGCUGGCGUCGCCCGGCCAGCUGCACGCCGCCUGGAGGGCGGGGCUUAGCCGCUGCGACUACGGCUGGCUGUCUGACGGCAGCGUGCGCUACCCCAUCACCGUCCCGCUGCCGCAGUGUGGCGGCGGCCAGCUGGGCGUCCGGACGCUCUACCGCUAUGAGAACCAGACGGGGUUUCCCGCCAGGAGCGAGCGGCACGGAGCCUUCUGCUUCAAAGCCAAACUUCCAGAACCGACCUCAGCGAGUCCGGACGCCGUCCCGACUCCCGAACCGGAAGCAGCUGCUGUGAGGACCGGAGACCUGGAACCGGGCCCCCAUUCCCCCACCGAGGGCCCUCGGACAGGCCUCACCUCCCCCCACACCACCGCCCUGUCUACCCCCGGCUCCAUCCCUGGCCCCACCCCCGGCUCCACCCCUGGCCCCGCCCCCGGCUCCACCCCUGGCCCCGCCCCCAGCUCCACCGCCCUGCUGACCCCCACCACCAUCUUUGACGACUACGACGUCCGGGACUUCGCCAGCGUCCCCGGGGUGGAGUCGGUUCCGUUGAGAGGAGACUCUCUGGUUCCCCUGGCGUUCCCCCCGCUGCCCACCGCCCGGCCCCAGCCCGGCCGCCUGGACAUCUCCCUGGGGGGCCACGGGGACCAGGGGGUCACUCCGGAGCCGGGGGUUCCUCCCACCGCGGACGGCCUGCGGACGGCGCUGGUCUUCAAAGAGGACGUCGCUCCGGGGGCUGUCCCGACCUUUGACCUGGAGCAGUCCGGAGCCGCGGCUGCCGGAGAUGCAUCGGGCGUCCCGCCGGUUCACGUCAUCGUGGUCAACGUGCACAGCGACAACCAGUCAGUGGACCAGGUCCUGAGCUUCCUGAACCAGCCCACCAACGAGUCCCAGCCCGGGUUCCCGUUCUUCGGGGACCUGUCCCAGCUGACGGCCGGUCUGGACCUUGGCCCAGCGGACCCGGCGGACCCGGUGGACCCGGCGCCCGGCGACCUUCCUCAGACCAUCAGCUUCGUCAACGGGAAACACGAGGUCCGGUUUGAGCCGUUUGAGCCGGAGGAGGCGCGAGGCGACCAGUUCGAGACGGCGGCUCCGGUCCGGGUGGAGGAGGAGGUCCGGGAGGAGGAGGAGGAGGUCCGGGAGGAGGAGGAAGAGGACUCCGUCCUGCAUCCCUUCGACUACGGCGCCGUGGACAUCCCCACGGAGGACGGAACCGCAGACGGAACCGGCGAUUCCACCGACUCUGAGGGACUCUGGGACCCCGCCUCGCCUCCGGGGGCGGGGCCAGAAACCUCCGCCUCGCGGGACGGCUCCACGGACGGAGCCCCGCCCACUCCGGCCGCCGACCGCCUGGCUGCCGUGAGGACCGAUGAGACGGAGAUCGGAGGGACGGAGGUUCCGACCUCGGUCCCGGACAGCGAGUCCGGUCGGAACGUUGCCCCGACUCCAGCGGCGGACUCUGAGGGGUCGGCCUCCGGUCAGGACGAGGCGUCGGGACAGGAGCCGCCGGAGACAGGCGCAGUGCAGCAGGCCAGGGUUCCGGAAGGUUCCGGACCGUCUGGCGGUCCGGGAGAGCUCCGGGGAGCGGCGGCCGUCCAGCUGGCGGCGGCGUUUAGAGAUGAGACCACGACCGCAGAGAGUCUGACGGUCAGGUCCACCAGCUCCACCACCAGCUCCACCACCAGCUCCACCACCAGGUCCACCACCAGGUCCACGCAGUCCUCCGUCCACUCCGCCGCCUCCACCGCCUCGCCGCUCUACACCUUCGACGGCAGCACCCGGUCCGUACCCCACUGGGCUCUGGUCCCCGACCCGGCCGCCUCCACGGCGCCCGACCAGGACUACGCAGAAUACGACAAGGAGAUCCCAGCUUUCCUGGAGUCCCGGCCGUGGAACCCCGACGAGACCACCGAGACCCUUCAGACCCUGGAGACCCGGGAGACCCCGGAGACCCCGGAGACCCCAGAAACCCCGGCCACUCAUCCUGAGGUGGCGAGCGUCGUGAAUAUCAGAGACCUGCUGCCCUGUCCCAGUAACGUGUGUCAGAACGGAGGGUCCUGCUACCGGAACCGGGACCAGAACCAGUGUGUGUGUCCGCCUGGAUUCAGCGGAGCGCUGUGUGACCGAGAUGUCGACGAGUGUCUGUCCAACCCGUGUCUCAAUGGCGCCACCUGUGUGGACGGACAGAACUCCUUCAGCUGCCUGUGUCUGCCCAGCUACAGCGGAGAACUCUGCCAGCUGGACGUGGAGGCGUGCGGUCCGGGCUGGCAGAAGUUCCAGUCCAGCUGCUACCGGUACUUCCGGCAGCGGCGGACCUGGGACGCCGCCGAGCGGGAGUGUCGGCAGCAGGGAGCCCACCUGGCCAGCAUCCUGUCCCCCGAGGAGCAGGCCUUCGUCAACCGUCUGGGGACAGAUUACCAGUGGAUCGGCCUGAACGACCGCAUGUUCGAGAGAGACUUCAGGUGGACGGACGGACGGCCCAUGCAAUACGACCACUGGAGGCCGAACCAGCCAGACAGCUUCUUCCAGUCCGGGGAGGACUGUGUGGUGAUGAUCUGGCACGAGGGCGGCCAGUGGAACGACGUUCCCUGCAACUACCACCUGACCUUCACCUGCAAGAAGGGAACAGUGGCGUGCAGUCCGCCGCCCGAGGUGAGGAACGCUCGCGUGUUCGGGUCCAGGAAGGCUCGCUACGAGGUCAACACGCUGCUGCGCUACCACUGCAAGAAGGGCUUCAUCCAGAGACACGCCCCCACCAUCCGCUGCCGCGCCAACGGCCAAUGGGACGCCCCCAAAGUCAGCUGCACCAGCCCCGCUGCCUUCAACAAGUCAGUGAGCAUCCAUCAUCACCGGGACCAGCAGGAGGUCCAGGUCCACCAGACUCCACAGAACCGGGACCAGGAGCAGAACCAGAACCAGAACCAGGACCUGCUGCAGAGCCUCUGGAGCCCGUUCCAGAACCGAAUCCAGAAUCUGCUGAGGGAGAAGAAGCACGCCCGCCCUCAGGUCCAGACCGCACUCUGAUUGGUGGGUUUUCUCGGGUGACCAAUCACAGCCGGCUGUGUCGGUCUGGAGGCGGGACCAUCGUCUCGCUGAACUGUUCUUCAUAGAGAGAACUCUCACCUUCGAUUCAUCCAUUCAUCCCUUUGUUUUCUCCAACUUCACGUCCCUGAUCGGUUCCGUUUCCCCUGCAGUUCACAGUCCCUCCUCCAGGGGGCAGAUUCAGUCCAGAUCUAAGCAGAACAGCUGCCGGUGACUUCCUGACAGCAGGUGAAACGUUUCUGUAUUUUUGUGUUUGAAAAGAACGUUUCCACAAUUCAAUUGAAAACGCAGAACUUUGGUUAUGUUCUCGGUGUCUGUUUACACGACACUGAAAAUGCAACUUUUUGAAACCGCUGCGACUCCGUGUGGAGCCGCCGCCGGUCACCGUGGGGGACGGUUCUGAAGCUCAACAUGCUAACUCGGUUUUCUAAAUGUGAGUUUUCUCUGGAACCCUUGUCGUCUGAGCGAGGACCGGAGUGUCUCUGGCCUUUGACCUCUUGGAUCUGCUUUGUUCUGGACGUUCGACUCAUGGAGCCUCCGGUGUGGCUCCUUCUGGACUCAGACCUCCAUUUCAAAUCCAGACGUGUUUGGGUUUCUUGAUCCUGACUUCUUCUUCGGUUCCUUUUGGAUACCUUGACUCGUUCAGACUAAGCCUGGACCCCUUUAGGACCUGUUCUGGACGUAGACCUGAUGUCUUUUCAGAGAUCCCUGAUUUCAGACGUUGCGUUUCAGUGGUGACUCCUUCCAGCCUUCCGUCUGGACCCUGGAAUGCUGGGAAUUCCUUGUUCACUUGUGUUUUGGCUACUUUUUGACCAAAGUCUCAACAAAUCGACAAAAUUUAGACCAGAAACUCCAAUCUGUUGAAACCCAACAAGUAGUCCAGCAGUAGUCCAACUAGUCCAGUUCAAAGAAUGAAACCAGUCUCCCAUCCUUUCAAAGCUAUCCUGAAACCGGUAGCCGAGGACGACCCAACGGCUAGUCCUGGAACAGCUUAAAUUUAUUCCAGAGCUCGCCAAGACCUCGACAGAACCAGCCGAGAAACCAGAGAAACCAGAUCAGCACCAAGAAAUCACUUCAGUCAAUCUGCCGGUCCGAAACCAGCACCAAGCCACUCCCAGUCUGAAACCAGCACCAAGCCACUCCCAGUCUGAAACCAGCACCAAGCCACUCCCAGUCCGAAACCAGCACCAAACCACUCCCAUUCCGAAACCAGCACCAAGCCACUCCCAGUCUGAAACCAGCACCAAGCCACUCCCAGUCCAAAACCAGCAUGAAUCGCGAGUAAACUCCGGCCCAAGGCUGACUAAGGCUACGUUCAGACUGCAGGGCUUAAUGCUCAAUUCGGAUUUUUUUUGUGAAAUCCGAUUUUUUUGCGAGUUCGUUCACAUUUAUAAUUAAACGCGACUUGCAUGUGAUCUCCCGUCUGAGCUGAAAUACCACCCAAAAGUGUCCCGCAUGCGCAGAACAGGACAUUUACAUUCACCAAGAGAUACAGCAGGUGCCGGUAUGUACCUAAGCUGUUGGCCGCCACCCGCCAUUAUUCCAAAGAAGAAGAAGCUUCAGUGUUUGCGUAAGUAAACAUGGACGAUAGCGGUGCAGCGUAUUUUACCAUUCUGACGUUGUUGUCCAGCCGGAGCAAAACAUUUACAGCCUGAUUUUAAGAAGAAGUUUGAGAAGGAAGAGAGCCGAGUUUUUGGCCAUGGUGUUUUGUGGGGCAGUGGCAGCAACGUCCAUCCAGAGAAACGCAGCCAGGAGUGGUGGGGCAGUGAUGUGAGAGGCUUUAAUGAUACGGAGUUCAAUAAUAAUUUUCGGAUGACAAGAACUACCUUUAUGUACAUCUGCGAGCGCCGUUUUUUAACACUCACAGCAAGACACACGUCUUUGGUGCCCCAUAUCGUGACGUGUAGGUCGGAAAAAUGCAACCUGGCCGUUCAGACUGAAGUCGCAUGGCAAAAGAUCAGAGACGUAUCGGAUUUAGGACCACAUAUCCAAGUGGCCUGGGUCGCAUUUGAAAAAAUCGGAUCUGUGUUGUUCAGACUGUCAUGAAAAGAUCCGAUACAAGUUGUAUAGGGGCAAAAAAAAAUCGGAUUUGGGUCACUUCAGCCUGCAGUCUGAACGUAGCAGUCAGUCGACAACGCGUACAAAGCUAGCUGAGAAUUAGCCGCCGCCGCCGACUACAUCCAUUUUCCGUCCUGUUUCUCCUGCAGUCCUCGGCUGAUUUAAACUGUUUCAGUAUUAAAACGUGGUGAUUUGUGAGGACAGGGUUCGAUGUUGUAGCUUUUUAACCUUCAGUCUCGCUCCUGCUUAGCAACGGUUGCUAGGGCGGCCAUGAUCUUCUGCUUAGCAAUGGUUGCUAGGGCUGCUGUGAUCUUCUGCUCAGUGACGGUUGCUAGGGCAGCCGUGAUCUUCUGCUCAGCAACGGUUGCUAGGGCAGCCGUGAUCUUCUGCUCAGCAACGGUUGCUCGGGCGGUCGUGAUCUUCUGCUCAGCAACGGUUGCUCGGGCGGUCGUGAUCUUCUGCUCAGCAACGGUUGCUCGGGCGGUCGUGAUCUUCUGCUCAGCAACGGUUGCUAGGGCGGUCGUGAUCUUCUGCUCAGCAACGGUUGCUAGGGCGGUCGUGAUCUUCUGCUCAGCAACGGUUGCUAGGGCGGUCGUGAUCUUCUGCUCAGCAACGGUUGCUAGGGCGGUCGUGAUCUUCGGCUGUUUUUCGGUUCACCUCUGCAGCUCUCGCCUGAUAGGAACCGUUCAGACAUGGAAACGUGAAUGUUUUGGAGAACGUUCCUCCGGGUUACCUACAGCCACUCUGGUGUUUGCUUCAGGAGACGCAGGCUUUGUAGUUUUGGGUGUUUCUACUCAUUUUUCACGAGUACAUUUUAGUACAAAAACCAUUUCUUUGUUUAAAGAUGUAAAGUUGGGAAGACGAGCGGAGGAUUUGAAGAAAUAAUAAAGCCAUAUGAAUUUAACUUAUUGCACCACCAGAGGGCGCUGUGGUGUUGGUUCCAGCUCCUGGGAACCGAAGCGCUGUGGUUCCUGAAGCUGUUCCAGGUUCUCAGCGUUUCUCUGUUCCUCUGAUUGUUGGACUGCUUCUGUUGUAGCUUCUCGUGUUUCAUGUAAUCCUUUCUCUCCACGGUUCUGCCGCCGCUGUGUCAAAUAAAACCACG